UCAAUUUUCUAACAUCAUAAAGUUGGAGGCACAGUUUGUGCAAGAGAGAAAGAAAGAAAAUCAUACAAUUUCUUCUGCCCAUUUUUGUAAUCAGCAACCCCACCACAUUGGUGGAUCAAUGUUAAUUGUUUAAUGUUUGGAUACAUUCACCUCCACUUUUAUUUUCACAAACUUUCUUUUGAGAUUCUUGUAUUCUUUUCCGCACACGUCAUGUAUCUCAUUUUUCUCAGUUCUAUUCCGAUUUUGCUCUUUAGGUGUGAGUGAAAUUUGAGUGUGAACAAACUAUUUUCUCCUGUUUAAGGAAGGGAGCAACAUGAAAGCUCAAAUCCUUUUUGGGAGUGGGUGGUGUGAGGUGGGUCUUGCAGAGUUUCAGUAAUCAUGCCUAACUUUUCCUUCACUUGCUCUCAUCAAUUCUGGCCUGAGCACACCACCACACUGAAAACCCACCUCCCAAAAUCAUCAAAUGUUAAUCCAAAAAGUGAUGAAGCUGCUUUUCUUUGUUCUUCUUCUUCUGUUCAAUUAUGGCUUUUCUGAGCCUGGUGUUGACAUUGGCUACAACCUCACGAUGCAAGUUCCUGAUGGGCAUGAAAUGGGUUUCACAGGGAAAGCAUUUUUCAUAGACACCAAAGAGACAGAACCACAUUUCAGAGUGGCAUUGGGCGUUGAAGAAGGCAUCAAUGGAAAAUACUCUUGCUCAUUGGAGGUUUUUCUUGGGGAUGUGAAGGUGUGGGACUCUGGCCAUUACUCUAAGUUUUAUACCUCUGAGAAAUGUUUCUUGGAGCUGACAAAGGAUGGAGAUUUAAGGCUAAAAGGUCCAAAAGGGAUUGUGGGAUGGAAGACUGGGACUUCAGGACAAGGUGUGAAGAGUUUGCAAAUACUGAGUACAGGCAAUCUAGUACUUGUAGAUGCAAUGAACAACAUAAAGUGGCAGAGUUUCAAUUUUCCAACUGAUGUAAUUCUCAGGGGCCAGCAACUUGAUGUGGCAACUCACUUAACAUCUUUCCGAAGAAACUCAACUUUAUUCUACUCUUUCGAAAUCGAGAACAAGAAGGUUUCUCUGUACUUAAACUCUGAUAAAUUGAAGUAUUCUUACUGGGAGUUUCAGCCAUCUAUGAAUAGAAGCAUUUCAUAUGUUAAGCUGAGUUCAAAAGGGUUGGUGUUGUUUGAUGUCAAAUACAAGAAAAUAGCACAAAUUCUGUCUCAGAGUAUUCACCCAUUAAAAUUCUUAGCACUGAAGAAUGACACAGGAAAUUUAGGCCUAUAUUACUACUCACCUGAGAUAAGAAAAUUUGAUGCCUCUUUUCAAGCCCUUAACAACACAUGUGACCUUCCAAUUGCUUGUAAACCUUAUGGUGUGUGUACAUUGUCCAAUACCUGCUCUUGUAUUCAGCUUUUGACAAAUGAAAACAAGAAUGAAAACAAGAAUAGUGGUGAUUGUGGCGGCGAAUUUUCUGGCGGGUUUUGCAGUGGUAAAGAGGCAGAAAUGCUAGAACUAGAUAAUGUAAGUAGUGUGCUCAAGGAUGUUCGUAAAAUGGUCAAUGUUAGCAAAGAAACAUGUGCAAAUUUGUGCUUACAGGAUUGUAAAUGUGCUUCUGCCUUUUAUUUUCAGAAUCAAAGCGCUGAUGAAGCAGAAUGUUAUCUUUAUAGACUAGUUCUGGGUCUCAAACAAGUAGAUAAAGGCACAGGAUUUAGUUAUAUGGUUAAGGUUCCAAAGGGUUCUGUUAGAAAUCAUGGGAAACAUAAUGUGAAAACAUGGAUUUUGGUUGCAGUAGGAGUUGCUGAUGGGAUUAUAGUUCUACUUCUUUUUGGACUGUUUGGGUAUUGGUUGAUCAAAAGGAGAAGCCAUACCUUGCAUAAUUCUCAGGCCAGAACUUCAUGAGGAUUUGGGAAAAGUCAUGUCCAGGUUUAGUUUCUGAAUUCAUCUGUGAAAAAAAAGAGAUACAGAAACAUUUUAUUUAAACAUGUAAACACAGUUUUGGUCGAUUGAAGAGAAUUCAUAGAUUAUCAAAGUAAUUGAGAAUUCUUGAUGAAUACAAAGUGUUGCACAUUUGCAACAUAUACAAGUUCUCUGAGAUAUAAUCUCCAAAGUUUACUGCAUACAUGCUUGGUGUCUUCAUGAAUCCUGUUAAUGGAUUUU
This is a messenger RNA of Lotus japonicus, 2137 nucleotides long. RefSeq names its product EP1-like glycoprotein 3. The record is from RefSeq and is a predicted model, not a curated record. The transcript is spliced from 2 exons. Bases 464 to 1879 code for a protein of 471 amino acids. Lineage: Eukaryota; Viridiplantae; Streptophyta; Magnoliopsida; Fabales; Fabaceae.